AGUCGGUGUUGUUCCGAUGUUGUGGUUCGCGGACGUUCGGAUCUAUUCUUUGUUCAUCCGAAGAUCGACAGGUUGUUUGACGUCUGCCAUGGGAAGGCGUGCGCGAACGAGCGGCGAGUGUUUCUCGUCUUCGAAUACAUACGACAGGACCUGGGACAUGUACCUGAAAGGGCUCCUUCGACGGGCGUGCCGCCGGAGAGAAUCAGGGACCUAACUGAGGAUCUACUGCGGGGCGUUGACUUCCUGCACACGCAUCGCAUCGUCCAUCGCGACCUCAAGCCGCAGAAUCUGCUCGUCACCACCGCCGGCCGCCUCAAGAUCGCAGACUUCGGCCUCGCGCGCGUCUACAGCUGUUCCAUGGUGCUCACGUCCGUCGUGGUGACACUGUGGUACAGGUCGCCGGAGGUGCUGCUGCAACAGAGCUACGCCUCGGCAGUCGACAUGUGGAGCUGCGGCUGCAUAUUCGCCGAGAUGCACAACAGGAGGGUGAUGGGACUUCCACCCGAGGCGGACUGGCCCAGCGAUGUGUCGGUACCCUACAGCUCCUUCCUCAGCGUCAAUCGCAAGCCGCUGAGCAGUCACGUUCCCGGUAUCUCCGCCGACGGAGAACGGCUGCUCUCCCGUCUGCUUGAGUUCAACCCGAACAAGCGCAGCAGCGCUCGCGACGCGCUCCGCGAGCCCUACAUCAAGCGGCCGCCAGGGGGCGCACUAUCGCCGCGCGCACCCGAGUCGCCGACGACGAGGCGGGAGUCCGUUGCCGCGGCGACGGACGCGGCGUCUGCGAGCGACGGAGAGAUGAACGUGAGCGGGGCGUCGGCUAGCGACGUCGGCGGGACCUUGAGCUCCGACGAUCCGAACACGUCUACCGAGUCGCAGAGCGCCUCGAGGUAGUGGCGCGCGUUGCCGCGGCGACGCGUCCCGUCGCCGGGGGCAUCGUCGUAGCGAACACUGUUAGGGCAUUGUCUCGGCGACCGUUGUCAGGGGCAUCGUCUUAGCGAACACUGCUGGGGGCGUCGUCACGGCAACCGUUGUCGGGGGCAUCGUCGUAGCAAACGCUGCUGCGUCAUCGCCGCUGCGACCGUUGCCGGGUCGUCGUCAUGGUGAACAAUGUUGGGGCAUCGCCACGACAACCCGGCGUUGGGUGACUCGUCGUCACGGAGACUGUCGUCGACGCAUUCGUGCACACGUGAGAUGCGUGGGGGGCCGAGAAGCGAUAUCGGUGUAGCCUCCGCCGAUCACCAUGGUUACGAAAAGCCGGCACGCGAACUAUUGCGCGAUGAUUGGUCACACCACAUUGUAACGCCACCGCCGGGGAAACCUCACGGAAACGGAAUACGUCUGCUUCUUUGAAGAAGCGUACGCCGGAGCGCGUUUUCGUAACUUUCCCGGCUGCAAUAUUGAUGCAUGCGCGCGUGCUGGACGACCGACGUCGGCAAGCAAUAAUUACUACUGCGUAAUUACAUGCGUCUAUGUACUAAUUGCUCCCGUGCCCCCCCCCCAGCCUGUUAUAGACUAGGACCAGUAGCUCGUGAACAAAUAUUUAUGAUGAUUACUGUCGGCGGUAUGACUCGAGGUGACGAUAGAACAGUCUUAUUAAAAUCUUAUAGCCGGGAUUUUUUGUUUAGAGCUAACUGCCUGCCCUUUUGUGUUUCGACUAACUGUCAUUAUUACGAGGUAAAGUCGAGUGGACGGGAAUCCUGUUAGAAUACGGUGAAUGAAGUCAUUUUUCCUGCCUCAAACAGAAUGAACUGUCGUUAGCCACUCACGGCUGCGGCUGUCAAAACAUGGCCGCGUUAGUAGUAACACAUGCGUCUAAACAGAGGAAUUGCUCCGACCUGUGAUUGGAGGAUAAAAAUAGACCCCGCCCACUCUC
This is a messenger RNA of Priapulus caudatus, 1873 nucleotides long. Its product is annotated as cyclin-dependent kinase 6-like. The record is from RefSeq and is a predicted model, not a curated record. Gene Ontology annotation, biological process: regulation of G2/M transition of mitotic cell cycle; G1/S transition of mitotic cell cycle; signal transduction. Gene Ontology annotation, cellular component: cytoplasm; cyclin-dependent protein kinase holoenzyme complex; nucleus. Gene Ontology annotation, molecular function: cyclin binding; ATP binding; cyclin-dependent protein serine/threonine kinase activity. NCBI's taxonomy places the organism in Eukaryota, Metazoa, Priapulida, Priapulimorpha, Priapulimorphida, Priapulidae.